GGUGGCCUAAACACGCCGUCACUGCAUCGGGCAGCCCAAAUCCUUCGUCUGCGAUCCAUGCGUAAGGGUUCGAUGACUCCAGGAUGAUAUGGCAAUUGAUGUGCACAAUCACUGUCAUUCAUGGGCAGCAGUACCUAGACCACCGCAAGACCGCUGCGACGGGCGUGCCGCACUGGCACGACGCGCCGCCGCGCAUCAUUGACGACCUGCGAGUACUACACCGGUCCCACAACUUCUCCGCCGCGGCGCUGACGGCGGCCGGCGGCGGCGCGCGACUCGGUCGCACGCGGCGCAACGUCGUCUCCUGCGCGGUACAGAACCCCGGCUACGCGACGAUCUGGUACGACGACGCGGCGCUAGACGCGUUUCUCGACGAGGCGGCGGCGCUCGACGCGAGAAUCGCGACCGCCAUUGAUGCUCUUCGGAGACCACCGUUCUCGAAACAUUUCGUCCUGCGCACGGACCUCGCGCGGCUGCUGCUUGUCCACACUUACGGAGGUUGGUGGCUCGACGCGGAUGCGGUCUGCAUCGACGAUCCUCUCUCCGAACUCGAGAUCGACGGCUGCGUCUUCGCGUGGGAGGGCUCGGUCGCCGACGACCCCUCGGCGCCGCUGAAUUGGGCGUUCGCCUGCGAGAAGGGCCACGGUUUCCCGUUGCACGCCGCCUUGCUCGCCGCGGAUCGCAUCGCGGCGUUUUCUGGGGACGCCGAGGCAUGCGCGGGCGAGCGUAGCGCGUACUGCGCGGGCGGCCAUAUCCCGGUGCUCGACCUGACCGGCCCGGCCAUGCUCGGCGACGCAUUACAAGCGUACGCGGGCGCUUCGUCGAACCGCGCGCUGCGCGAGGCGGCGGGCGAGCGAGCCGACGACGCGACGACCUGGGCGAGGGCAACGACGGUGAAGGACGUCACGGUCCUGCCCUAUUGUUACUUCCGGAGCCGCGGCUGCCCGCACCUCGCCAGCGCCGACGUUGUAUUCUUCCACCACGAAUUCGACACCGCGUGGCGGCCGGCGUUCUGGCACAAUCACUACUCUGAUGAAUUGUAAUGUCUCUGUUGUACUCGCACAUGACAUACUUAAC
Pelagomonas calceolata is the source of this 1077-nucleotide messenger RNA. Lineage: Eukaryota; Pelagophyceae; Pelagomonadales; Pelagomonadaceae. The record is from the annotation of a GenBank genome assembly.